AUGAGUAAUACUCUCCAACCCUCAUGGGAUGCCUCCCUGAAUCCCGAGGAGCGUACCCAAUACAACAAGCUAUUUGAUUCUACCAGUACAGACGGCCACACUAUCACCGGUGAGCAGGCCGCUGCUCUCUUCGCUCACUCCAAACUCUCUGCUCAGGCACUAGGACAGGCAAACGAGAGAAAUGCAGGGGUCCUGGAUAAGCAAGGGUUCUUUAUUGCUCUCAAACUAAUUGCCUGUGCACAGCAUGGUAUUCGACCAUCUGCCAAAGCACUCUCUUCAAAGACGCCGCUACCAAUGCUCCAACCGGACACCCACGAGACAGCCCAAGAUACAGAUGUCAUCAGCCCAAGUGACCGCAUUAAAUAUGUGCGCAUAUUCAAGGCACUUGAACCAGUCAAUGGGUUCAUCAGGGAUGAAAAAGCAAGAACUGUAUUCAUGCGAUCCAAAUUGCCUGGAGGAACACUGGGCCACAUCUGGAAUCUUUCCCACAAGAACCAGUCAGAUUUGAUGAGCCAGUCUGAAUUUGUAAUUGCUAUGCAUUAUAUUGCUCGUUGUAUGGCCGGUGUGAAACAGUUACCAGAUGUAAUUCCUCAGUCUGUGAUCGCUUCUGCAAGCAGUAAACCUCCCCCUCCCCCUAAGCGUAAGGAACGCCACUCAAUGAUCCAGCCGAAAGAGGUAUCAAGUCCCAAAAAAGAGACCUCUCCGCGGUCUGUUCCAAAGCCACCAGUACCAUUGAUGAAAAUGAAUGAACCCUGGAAUGUGGAUGCAAUUGAAAAAGAACAAUACAAAGUUGCUUUUGAUAAGCUAAAUAUUAACAAUCGAGAGUACAUUGAUGGAUCUGAAGCUGUAAACUAUUUCAAGAGUUCACACUUGUCAGAAUCAGAGCUUGGCUUAAUAUGGGACUUGGCAGAUACACAAAACAGGGGUUGUUUGUCACUCAAAGAAUUUAUAAUUGCCAUGCAUCUCAUCAGAGUACGAAAAGAAGGCUACGCUAUUCCUCCCAAACUUUCAGAUUCUCUUCUUGCUUCUGUAGAAGACUUGGAUAGGGUGUCUAGCAGUAAAAGAGUAGAAAUCCCAAUUCCAGAGCAACCAACGAUUCCAGAGGAGCCAGAGAUUGAAGAGACAACCGACUCAGAUAGUGAAACUUCAGAAGAGGAGGAUAAAAAACAUACUACAGAACAACUAGUUGCUGCUCCUUUGCCAACCACCAAUUUGCCUUUGUCUGACGAGCGAGACAGAUCCAGGAUUGUAGAUCAUUCUUCAAAAUUAGAUGAGGAAAACUCCGAAUUAUCAAACCUACAAACCUCUCUUGAUCAAACAAGAUCUAGAACUGCCCAUCUUUUGCAGAAGGAAGGAGAUCUUAUCGAAGACUUGAAAAGAGUUUCGAGCGAGAAGAUCAGAGUUCAAAAGGAACUCGAGGAAGCAGAAAAUGAAGAGCGUGUACUCCAAGAGAGAAUAUCUACUUUGGAGAAAGAAUGCGAAACUAUGAGAACAGAGCUUGCUUUGAUCUCAAAGGCUUCCGAAGACCAAGAAAUUAAAACCGGGGAAAGACAAAGUGAAUUAUUGGCUGUAAAAGACAAACAUACUUCAUUAAAUGCACAGUUGGAGAAAGCCCAUGCCCAUGAAAGUACUUCUUCCAAGACAGUAGAUAUUGUAUCCCCCCCUACCCAAAAAGCAACCCCUCCUCCCCCUCCCCCUCCAAAGAGCCGGAUGCAGCGCAACUCAAGUAUACUUGGUGAAGGUCUCACCAAAUCUCAGAGCGUACGAAGAAGAGCACCAGCACCUACACCAAUAAAAAGGCAACCAUCAUCCGUAAAGUCUCCCCAAGCCGAGGAAGCAUCGGCAAAAUCUGAUGAGAGCGUACUUGGAAGCACGUUUGCUCCUGUUGCUGCGGCAGCGGCAACUGCUACCGCAGCUUUUGCUACAGCAGUGUCAUUUAUAAAUGGCGAAGAUAAAGAUGAAGAGGUUAGCCGAGAAAUUGAGAAGAAAGAUGCAGAGCCAAGUGCUGAACCCAGUUCGACUGAGCCAACACAGACCACCAAGGUUGGGCCAAUUCAGUCCCAAGCAAAGUUAGCCGAAGAACCCAAAACUGAAUCAGCUCAAAAACCUCAGUUUGAUUCAGUCCAGACACCUCAGGUUGUUCCAGUCCCUGAAUAUCAGGUUGAAUCAGCUCAGGUUCCACAGGUGGAGCUUAAUUCAAUCCACGAGUCUUCAGUAGAUCCUUUUACUUUAAACAAUGAGACAAAUCAAGCUACUGAUGCUGGUGACACUUAUCCGGAUAAAAAUAUGCAGGAAGUUGACGAUCAUGCCGUUGAAACUGCAGCUGAUAAUAGACAUACCAUGACAGAGGAUGAAAUUUCUGCUGGAAGUAUUAGUGAAUUGAGACAGGAAGAAAGUAACGAGCAGCCACAAAAAUCUGAAGAUCGUACCGAAAAUUUGCCUUUAAAGGAGACUGCCCUUGAACAAAACAACAUUCACCAAGACGUUAUUGGGGGACAAAAUAGCGUCCAAGAGGAGCCUGUGCCAAAAGAAAUUCCUGUCGAAGUCUUCCCUGUCACUGAUGAUGAUACUGAAAAUAAAAUUUUAAACAUCCAGCCUAUCGAAAACACAGAAAACGUGGAUACACCAACACCUGCAAAUAUCGAUUUUGAGCAACCUAGUGGUGUAACAUACCAGAAUAAUGAUGUGCUCCAAGAAGAUGAGCUUCCGGUCCGUGAGCCCACGAUCGAAAAAGGCGCUACAUCUACUGUGUACCCCCCUGCAGAAAGCUCCUACAAAACAAACAGUGUAUACACAGAUUCUAACCAAUAUUCCGAUAAUGUACCGCAGAGCUACAUGGAACAAACCACUCCAGAAGAAUUGGGUUCUCAACAAACAACUAUUCUUGAUGACAAGCCUGAUGUGAAGAAUGACCACGUUUUAGCUGAGCCUACUUCUACUUCAAAUGUAAUUAAAGAUGUUUCUAGCAAUUCUAGCAUUACAUCGGAAGAGUCUGACGAAGAAAGCAUCGCUUCAGAAGAUAAGCCCCUUUCUAAUGAAAUUGGCACUUUUGGAGUAUCAAACACUUCACACCAUGACUCAGAAAAUAUUGAUCAAAACGACACUCUUCCUGCGUAUACAGCAGAUACCUCAAAUGAUUCGAUUGCUCCACAAAAUAUGCUGAUUAAAGAAGUAUCUUCUGCAGAUAAUUCGUCGCCAUUCGAACAAGAAAAUACAGUUGCAGAGACUGGUAAACCUGCAGCAGAGUCAGAUAAUGAGCGCUCGGAUACAGAAUCUGAAGAAAAUUUUAGAGAAUACAGCACUUUUACUCCAGGGCAGUAUGCCAAUGACACUAGUGGUAUUGAUGUCCUUGCAUCUCAUCAAGAAGAAUUUGGACAAAGCAACAGCGAAUCAAGCAAAACAACAGAGCAUGAUUUUGAGGUUGUGGAUAAUGCAUCUGUCGCAUCUUCGUUUGUUUCCGCACACACGGGAGAUUUUACAUCCCACCAUGGUUCGUUGGAUGAGUUUGACUUGACUUCAUUUGGUGCAAACGAUCCAAAGGUCAAAUCGACAAAUACAACGCCUGACAAGGAAAUAAGUGCAUUUGAAGCCGAGUUUGAUGAUAUGGUUGAUUCUGAUGACAAUUAUGAAAACCCAACAAACCUCUCUCAGACAGCACACAUUGACGAGAAUCCAUUUGAUGUCUCAUCGGAAAUAGAAGACAAGGCUGAAAAAACACCCACUUUAAGCCAACCUGAACCAGCAACAUUUUCGGACAACUUUGUUCCACCGGAACCCUCUACAGAAACAUCGACGACCACCUCAGGAGGUCAUAAAUCAGUUUUAAAGGGAUUUGAAGGCUUCCCAUUCGCAUUUGGAGAUACAGAGGAACCCAAGCCAUCAACAACCAAUUCACAGCAAAAGGACAUAAGCACUCAGCCUCAAUCAUCUCAACCUAUCGAACAAUCUCCACCUGUUGAACAAUCUCAAUUUUCCACACAAACACCCACGGAACAGAAACUCUACUCCCCACAACCCGAACAAACCAGACCCUCCUCUAACUCCAUUAAUACUACUCCCGAAAACACCAGCGGAUUCGCUUCAUCUGUCCACAACUCUAUUAAUCAUGCAAGUGAAAGUAUCAAUACACCUUCGGUUCACACUCUUGCACCAAAGGAAAGUGAAUAUGUAGGUGUGUUGAUGAGCAUGGGUUUUACAGUAGAUCAGGCAAAGGAUGCCCUACGCAGAUAUGAUAAUGAUCUGCAAAAGGCUACAAACUUCUUACUCGAUCAGUAUUAACAAUGGAUCUUAAAAAUUCAUGAAAGUACAUCAAAUAAGAGACAAACUAAUGCAUUCCUUAAAUAUUAUUUAUAAUAUUUGUUCAAAUUUUAUCAAUACUAAAGAUAACUAUUAAAUUAUGAUCUUUAGAACACACACACACACACACACACAUACAUACAGAAUAUAAAUAUAAAUAUAAAUAUUAAUAAAAUAUAAACAUUUAACAGU
Molecule: messenger RNA, 4488 nt
Organism: Phycomyces blakesleeanus NRRL 1555(-)
Lineage: Eukaryota; Fungi; Mucoromycota; Mucoromycetes; Mucorales; Phycomycetaceae
Exons: 8
Coding region: 1-4278 (1425 amino acids)
Biological process (GO): endocytosis; endosomal transport
Cellular component (GO): cytoplasm; plasma membrane
Molecular function (GO): calcium ion binding; protein binding
Source: RefSeq, a predicted model, not a curated record